UCCUCAUGUCCCUUUCAGUGUGCCACCAGCGCGGGUGUGAAGCUGUUCCCGAGGCCGAUCUCCGAAAGGCUUUUUCAGCACUCCUGAUGUCUCUGGAGCAAGGGGCUGUUUGUUCCCAGCAGAGAGAUGCCGGCUCUGAGCUGGUGAAGGGUGAAUUCUACUCUGUUCAUGAGUUGGUGAAGGAGCCCCUGGAUGACGGAUCACCAAGAGGGAAUAUACUCAGAAAAUUAUCGGGCAAGCGGUUCAGGUGCCGUGCCGUGCCCGUGUUGGUGCUGGUUGUGCUCGUGUUGCUGGUGCUGGCUUUGGCGGUGGCCUUGGCUGUGCAGUCAGCCCCACAGCUUCCAGUCACACCUGCGACUCCGCUCUUGGUUCUGGCCUGUCCCUCUGGCUGGGUUGGCUACAAUGGGCUCUGCUACUACUUCUCCAAGGAUUCCAGCACCUGGGAGCAGGGUCAGGAACGGUGCUCCGAGCUCGGGGCCUCCCUGGCCAUUGUCAAGGAUGAGGACCUGGGUUUGCUCUUCCGCCUCCGCGGGAACGUCGAUUACUGGCUCGGGCUGCGCAGACGGGGCCAGCGCCUGCACUGGGGGGACGGCAGCAACUUCAGCUCCUGGGUUCCUGUCCGUGGCGAUUCCGAGUGUGUGUACCUGGCUGGGAAUAAAUUUGUGAGUCAGAGCUGCUCCAAUGAGCGUCCGUAUCUGUGCAGCAAGGCCCAAGCUCCCCUGUGACAGGGGCUGCAGAAAGGACCUUCUCCACGCUGGGCAGUCCCAGCUUCACCUCUCAGCCCGGCACAGGCUGUCCUUGCUCAGCUGCAGCCUGUGCCUUGCCCUCACUCUCAGGGUCACCUCCGUGCCUGUUCCUCGCCACUGCCAAGGCCGGGCUGGGUGUCCAAAGGAAAAGUCUCCGCAAUCCCUCCUGGCCCCGGUGCUGCCUGCAGGGAGGGCAUUGCCCCCGUGACAGCCCCAGCUCCAAGGGCAGCCACCAGCGCCCCCGCCCGCGGUGCGGGAACUGCAGCCAAGGGGAAAGUGCCUGCGGCCGAGAGCGCCUGGGGC
Molecule: messenger RNA, 1049 nt
Organism: Prinia subflava (tawny-flanked prinia)
Lineage: Eukaryota; Metazoa; Chordata; Aves; Passeriformes; Cisticolidae
Product: early activation antigen CD69-like
Exons: 5
Coding region: 6-725 (239 amino acids)
Source: RefSeq, a predicted model, not a curated record